GAGCUCAGAGAGUGAUUACUACUGCCUGAAUCAGUCUUGUUUUCAUGGAAUGAACUGUCAGUCAGUGGAAUAUCAUUUUGCUUCUAGUCCAACACUUGCUAAAUGGUGAGUGGCUAGUGCGCCACACCCAGCCUGCGUUGCCAUGGAUGCCUGUGCCCGUAUCCGAGGAGUUCCUCUCAGGACCAGAGCCUCCAUCAGGAAAGAGACGGUGCGUGACAGCGGGCCUCAGUGUGUGAAGAGCCUUCUGAGGAGCAGGAAGGAGCUGUGCAGCAUGGGACUGGAGCUACAGACCAGAGACACACCACGCCUGACUGAGAUCCAUUUUGUGUGUUUGCCUGGCCUCUCUGAAGGAGAGGAUCUAACUCUACAGGCCCUGUCGUCUCUCCCAGGGGACCUGGCGGAGCUCCUGAGGUCUCCCCACGUUACCAGCCUGAGGAACGAAGAGGUGCUGCUGCUGAAGGACAGCAGGAAACCAGCCGACAGGAGGGACUCUACAACACAGCAGUGCUCGCUAAAGGCAGUGUGUGUUGUAAGGCACAGCUCCAGCCCCAGUCAGCCCAUUGUUGGUGUGUUGGUGGGCCUGCUGGGGCGUUAUGCUGCGGGGGUCCGUUAUGCCCUGGAGCUCCAGGCCCUCCACAGGGGCACGGCAGAACCCUGCCAGCCCGAGGACGAUGACACCAACCAGUCUGUGUCUUCCAUCGAAGAUGACUUUGUCACCGCUCUGGAACACCUAGAGGAGGAGGCCACCGGAGAGAAUAACAACGCCGAUGACUCUUAUCUCCAUGGAAACCAGCGUGAUGUGGCCUCCCAGACAGUCCCUGCCCACAAGAGAGACAAGGACCUAUCAGGCUCCAGGAUCAUAAUCAGCUCUGCCCACAGGAUGUCUUCAACCAAUCGUAGGUCUCCUCCAGAGGUGUCCGUUACCGUACAGUGCUCCAGAAGGGCAGAGUCCCAGUGGACCCUCUGCAGCCCUAGAGCCCGGCUCCCCUUCCCCACACGUCCCGUCAGCGAAUCAGAAGAGUCGGACGGCUCCAGCCCUAGUCCAAUCAUCUUCCUAGAUGAGGUUGGCUACCAGAAAAGUCUCAAAGCGACACUGGACAUCCCGCAGAUCCCCGGGGGGCCAACGGACAGGGUGGAGGACUCUGACUCUGAGGUCAGCGAGUUCUUCGACAGCUUUGACCAGUUUGACGACCUAGACGAGCUGAGCUCAGAGAGCUGUACAGUCACCCUGCCUCUAGACCCGACUUCCUCUGUUAUCAUUACCGGCCCAGACCAGAAGAAGAAGUACUCUGGUACUGGCAAGUCAGGGUCCAAGAAAGUGUCCCGAAGCUGUUCCACCAUGAACCCCCACCGGUUCGACCAGCGCACCCUCCCUGCGAAUGUGAAGAAGCCUACCCCGCUCAGAAGCCCCCUUCCCCUUGGCUCUCCGUAUGGAUCCCCUGACUCCCCCCGGCCGGCCCGGACCUCCUGUGAGGAAGGUGGAGGUCCUCUGUUCAGCCCCGUUAGCUCCUCAGCCUUCAGCCCACUAGGAGAUGGAGCUCUGGAUUACUUCUGGAAGACCGAGGGAGAUGGAGGAGAUGAGUCAGAGCUAAAGAAACCCCAGGACCUGUGUUCCCUCUACAAGACUUAUUCAGACUUUGCCAGCAGUCUGUCCAAGGAGAUCCUGGGCUCCGUGUGUGGAUACCAGUCUCCUAUGGACCUCAACGACAACAAGAAUCUGAGCUGUGUCUGUCACAAGGAGUUCCAGAACCAGUCUGGACACGUCAUGAAGCUGUCUGAGAUCCAGGAGACGGUGACUGUCUCCAAGCUGCAACAGAAGCCCCAGUCUCUGAAGGACGGGAUCCAGAGGUUUGCCACAGACUUGGUAGAGAUGAGUCUGGGCAGCGCUCUGAGAGACCUGCAGAAGGGAGUGUCCUCUUGCACCACCACCCUCUGCCACCUGGCUGCCAAACUCACCACAUCUGUCUUCCAGAUGGCCUUCCAAGAGAUUGGCAUGCGCCGCGCCUACGUCCUGAAGGAACGGGCCAUCAACGGGCUGGCUGGGUUCCUGGUGGGAGAGGCAGUGUCGGGCGCUCUGAAGGACUUCCUGACGGUGAAGAAGCAGAUGUUCAACAGCACUGUGACUCAGUUUGCCGCCGACCUUGCGGAGGAGCUGGUGUUUGAGGGGAUGAUGGAAGUGUGUCAGUUCUCCCACCCCUCCACCCCCCUCACCCCCAGUGACUGGUCCUUCAGUGUGGGGGAGGGGGACGAUGAGGAGGUGGUGUCCUCCUAUGCCUCAGACCUCUCUGAGUCUGUCCUCCAGGAGGCCUUCAUCGAACUGUCCCAGGCUGACGUGGCCUUCACCACCCAAGCAGCCAUCAGUGUCUCUCUGGACAACAUAUUCUACGUCAGCACUGACGAAACACACACUACCUGCAGUACCGCUGCUGACCACCAGGCUAACCCUGCCGAGGAAGGCCCAGGUCCAUCAGGGGAGGAUGGCUGUACUGUGAAGAAGGCUCUGUUCUGUGUGUCUGGGAUGGCCAGCUGUGUACCUGUCCCCCAGGCAGGCCAGGCCAUCUCCCUCUUACACGACUCAGAAGACAUCUGCCAGUGUAAGACCAGCCUGGCCCACACCUCCCAGACUAGCCCUAAGAGGAGCUGCAGCUCAGAGAGCAGAAUGGUGACCACAGCCACCUCUGAUGCUACUGCUACCACACAGACUGACCUGCUGCCAAAGACCCCCUUUCACAACUUCUCUGGCAACAUGGUGGAUAUGAUAGUGAGUGAAGCAUGUGAGCUGAUGACUGCCACAAAGAUGAAGAAGAAGGUGGAGGACUGUGCUGACUUCCUUUCUAAAGCCAUUGUUGGUCGGGGACCUCCAUCCGGACAGGAGGGUACUGUCACUGACCAGACCUCCCACUCCUCUCUCCACCCUCAUUCUCAGAAGCCAGGGAGAGUGACCUGUGAGUCAGGCUCCAGGACCAGCAGAGCUGUCUCAGAGACCCGGCCUGUGAUGAUGAAGGACACUCUAGAGAUUCCAGGGUUGGAGAUGGACGGCCGGGAAGGCAGGAAGAUGGCCUCCGGUGAGGAGAUGGUUCCCAGCACUGGUUGCAAGUCCAGCGGGACCCCUGGUACGCCCCCCUCCACCCCCCAGCAUCCCAACAAGGUGUCCCAGGAGAAGCAGAUCAAGCAGUUCUCCAAGAAGCUGAAAGGCAAACUGGCCAAGGAGUUCUCUCCCGCCACCCCUCCUCCCACCCCACACUACCAGCCAGGGCCUGAGCCCAAAGAGUCUCCCUCUGAGAUGGACAAGGCUGACUUCAUGCUCAAACUGAUGAGGUCUCUGUCUGAGGAGGCAGACGGGAACGAGGAAGAGGAGGGUGGAGUAGAAGGGCUUAACUCUGGAACCGAGACAGGAAACCGUCCGCAGCCAGAACUCAACCUAUUGGUUGGAGGACACAAGAUGGCCGACAAGGGAGCCCUCCAUUACGCAGAGCGCCUGGCGUGCCACAUUGUCUCCAUGGCGACAGAGAUGGACACUCUGGGAGGAGUGGAGGAUGGAGGUAGGAGGACGGUGGAGGAGAGAAGAGACAGCGUGGCCCAGUUCUCGGAGCAGACCCUGAACACGCUGUGGAUCUACGCUGGCGAGGUGGCGGGAGAGGUGAUCAGUGACGUGAAGAGGAUAAUGGGGUCAGGACAGUGUCGUCAAAGAGCAGUCAAACGAGCCAGCCAGGACUGGUCAGGGGAAUGCCCUCACCACCACAACCAACUCCAGCCCAGUGAACACAGCAGGGGCUGCAGAGUGGGUCAUCUGGCUGAACAGUGGUCUGGUGACCUCUCCUCUGUCCUCCACCCGUCAACUUCCACCUCUACUGUCAGCUCUGGCCUGUCCUCUGACUAUCCCAGCUGUGAAAGUGUGACAGAUGAGUACGCUGGCUACCUAAUCAGGGUGCUGAAGAAAGAGGGAGGCAGCAGGGAGCUGGUCCUGGAUCAGUAUGCCAGCCGUCUGGCCUACCGCUCCAUUAAACUGGGCCUGGCCCAUGCUGCCCGCAACAUGAAGAAGAGACCCUCCUCCUCCAGGCACCACUCCUCCAGAAGGCUCCACCAGGAUGGCUGCAGGGGGCCCUAUGCUGAGCCGUCUGUACCCAGGGACGAAGCAGGGAGAGUGGGAUCUCCUUCCAGCGACUCUGAUGAUGGGAGCCAGAGGGAGUACAUGGAGCUGGUGAACUUCGCAGAGUCGUUGGCGUACAGCAUCACCUGUGACGUCACACGCAAACUCUGUGUGUCGUCAGACCGACUACCCAAGUCCCUGACUGACUCGUGUCUGUAUCAGAAAUUCAAGCUGGAGGACAUGGCAGAGAACCUGAUCAGGAACUCCUUUUCAUGCCCCCUGCUGGCCAACGAGGGAAAUAACAGGCAGUACCACAACACAGGCUGCCUGGACGACGGAGGAUACAGCAGUGGAGUCAUGCAGGUCAUGGAGCACUAUGCCAGGAAGAUAGUGGACGACACACUGGAGAUGGGCCUGGCCUCGGCCGGACACCCAGCCCAACAGGGUCCAGACAGACACUCACACUCUGAGAGGCCGUCUGAGGGGGGAGCAGUGGGCUCUGUGCUGGGGGAGACAGCCUGCCGAUACUGCCAGGUCAUCGAGUGUCCGUUCUGCUCGUGGCCUAGCAGGCAGUACAUCCUUGGGGCAGGAGCAGGCCAGAGGAGGAGGCCGGACGGGGAGGUGGGGGUGUGUGGCCUGGAGAUCCCUGAGAUUUACAUCGAUCUGGACCGCAGGGCAGUGUUCGCAGAGGAGAUCGUCACUACGGCGAUGGAGGGGGCGAAACGAGAGCUGAGCAACACCAGCCUGAACGCUGACAGCGGGAUCGGACACGACGGACCAAGCUUUGCCGAGAGUCUGACCGCAGAGAUCAUGACGUCCGCGCUGUCCAACGCAUGCCAGACUGCCAACCUCAGCUCUCCAGGCAGGGAGGCCACAGAGUCCACGGUGUCCCAGCAGCUCAGUCUGAGUGUGGGAGAUGACAGUCUGGGCAGCUGGUCCAACCUCAGCUUUGAGGACGAGCACCCCGACGAGACCAGCAGCUUCCUGCACCUCAGCGACAGCAAUGGGAACAGCAGUAGUUGGAGCAGCCUGGGGUUAGAGGGAGAGAUGUAUGAGGAGCACCUGUCCUUCUCUCCUUCCGACAGCGACUGCACGGAGGACAAGGAGCCUGAGACCAAGGAUGAAUUCUGCGGUUCUGUGCGUGUGGACCGGGACCAGGCUCAUAGGCUCCUCCUGGUGGUCAAUUCGGAGCUCAGGGAGAUGACCCCUGACCCACAGCACAUGACCUUUGACCCCCAGCUCAGGAGCAUGCUGCAGUGGGCGGCGGCCUCCAUUGCAGACCUGCCAAUGGUUCAGCUGGGUCAUAGUGGCAGCUGGGACCUGCAGCAGCUGCCUGCGGUGGUCCAGAGGGUGAAGGAGAGGGAGUGGAGGGUGGGAGAGCUGCUCCAAGCCCUGCUGCGCUACUGUGAGGAAACCUUCACCCCACCCCAGUCUGAACCCAGAGAGGAGACACCCCAGGCGGGGAAAGCACUCCACCACACUCCCCUCUUCCAGUGGCUCCUGGAGCACGCCUAGGCUGACUGCACUUACCCUCACCUCUCGCUCCUCUCCCCUUCCUCCUCACAUCCCCUUCAUCCUUAUCUCCUCUCCCUCCUCACCUCUCCCCUCUCUCCUCUCCCCUCCCUCCUCACCUCUCCCUCCUCUCCUCUUUUCUCUCCUCACCCCCACGUGACUUACUGUACAGUAUCUGUGAAGCCUGCCACAUAGUGAGCACUACCUGGCCAUGUUAAACUAAACCCUAUGAAGAUUCUCAUCACUAGCGUACCUGCCAAACCCCAAAUCUAGCCGCCUCCUCAUACUGUGGAUCCUGUCUCUUAUAGGGCUGUACACCCAUUCACACAGAGGGCGCUAUAAAAACAGCUUUCUUAAUAUUAUCUAUUGUGUUUGGAUGGGUGAGCGGGCGUGGGCAUAUUGUGUUUGGGUGGGUGAGCGGGCGUGGGCAUAUUGCAUGCCGUGACUGAAAGUAAUUGUGUCUUUUCUUCUCUUUGGUUUUGUUGUGUUUCUUUUGUGUUUAAUACCCGUUAAACGGGUGUCCUGACUCUCUGAGGUCAUUAAAGAUCCCAUGGCACUUAUCGUAAGAGUAGGGGUGUUAACCCCGGUGUCCUGGCUAAAUUCCCAAUCUGGCCCUCAAACCAUCAUGGUCACCUAAUAAUCCCCAGUUUACAAUUGGCUCAUUCAUCCCCCUCCUCUCCCCUGUAACUAUUCCCCAGGUCGUUGCUGCAAAUGAGAACGUGUUCUCAGUCAACUUACCUGGUAAAAUAACGGUAAAAUAAAAAUAAAUAAAUAAAAAUAUUAGGCUGCAUGUCACAUGCGUUGACUAGUGUGCUAUCGUUGACUAGUGUGCUAUCGUUGACUAGUGUGCUACCGUUGACUAGUGUGCUAUCGUUGACUAGUGUGCUAUUGUUGACUAGUGUGCUAUCGUUGACUAGUGUGCUAUCGUUGACUAGUGUGCUAUCGUUGACUAGUGUGCUAUCGUUGACUAGUGUGCUAUCGUUGACUAGUGUGCUAUCGUUGACUAGUGUGCUAUCGUUGACUAGUGUGCUAUCGUUGACUAGUGUGCUAUCGUUGACUAGUGUGCUAUCGUUGACUAGUGUGCUAUCGUUGACUAGUGUGCUAUCGUUGACUAGUGUGCUAUCGUUGACUAGUGUGCUAUCGUUGACUAGUGUGCUAUCGUUGACUAGUGUGCUAUCGUUGACUAGUGUGCUAUCGUUGACUAGUGUGCUAUCGUUGACUAGUGUGCUAUCGUUGACUAGUGUGCUAUCGUCGACUAGUGUGCUAUCGUCGACUAGUGUGCUAUCGUUGACUAGUGUGCUAUCGUUGACGACUGCCUUUCUGUUAAAGCCCUCUCGCCCUCUGACACCGUCAUCGCACACAGCCACUCUCUCACAUCAUCUGGUGUGGGCCGAGGGAAUCUGACCCCCGCAACUUCCAUCUCCUACCCCAACACAGAAACACUCUUGCUGUGAAUUCACGUUAAGGGUGGUGAGGCUGGGCAUUUCCACCAGCUGCCCCAGGCCUCUGCCUCCUUCUAGAUGAUACUACAACAUGAUGAAAUGUUUGAGUGAGUGGCCCCAUAUCCUGUUAGGGUUAACAGUACAGUUAGUCAGUCAGUCAACCACAGCAGCGAACAUUCACACAGGCCCAAAAUAAAUCUCUGGUGUUAUUGUGACACUGUGAUUGCUUGUAUUAUGAAGGGAAUUUCAGACAAUGUGAAAUGAUGUGGAUAUUGACCAUACUGUGGCUUCUCUACACUGUAAUAUACAUGGCCUGCCUGCGCAUGUUGAACUGGUGAGUUUGCAUGGCUGUUCUGCUUCUGACAUCCCUGGACAAACGGACUGAGAACUUAACACUCACUAUUGUGUUAUGGAACUUCCCAGGAAUGCAUUAGCAGGCCUUUGUGCUGUGAUCCAUUACAAUCACUUACAAUGUAAUAAACAACAUGUACGUACUCCUCAAAUGGUUACAUGCACUGUACUAUAGCUAUAGCUAGUUCUGCACUGUACUAUAGCUAUAGCUAGUUCUGCACUGUACUAUAGCUAGUUCUGCACUGUACUAUAGCUGUACCAUCAGCAGAGCCUAUUUCAGUGUUUACCAUGGCCUGAUCCUCAUGCUCUUCAUCACUUGAAUAUUAUUAUAUUGAGAUGCCUGUCAGUGAAUGAGCCCUAAAGACACUUCAGCUGUGCAAUAGCCCCAGUUAGAACUGCCUUACAGCACAGCUGUAGACUCCACGUUGUCAAACUGCCUGACAGCACAGCUGUAGACUCCACGUUGUCAAACUGCCUGACAGCACAGCUGUAGACUCCACGUUGUCAAACUGCAUGACAGCACAGCUGUAGACUCCACGCUGUCAAACUGCCUGACAGCACAGCUGUAGACUCCAUGUUGUCAAACUGCUUGACAGCACAGCUGUAGACUCCAUGUUGUCAAACUGCUUGACAGCACAGCUGUAGACUCCAUGUUGUCAAACUGCCUGACAGCACAGCUGUAGACUCCACGUUGUCAAACUGCCUGACAGCACAGCUGUAGACUCCAUGUUGUCAAACUGCCUUAAAGCACAGCUGUAGACUCCACGUUGUCAAACUGCCUGACAGCACAGCUGUAGACUCCACGUUGUCAAACUGCCUGACAGCACAGCUGUAGACUCCACGUUGUCAAACUGCCUGACAGCACAGCUGUAGACUCCACGUUGUCAAACUGCCUGACAGCACAGCUGUAGACUCCACGCUGUCAAACUGCCUGACAGCACAGCUGUAGACUCCAUGUUGUCAAACUGCUUGACAGCACAGCUGUAGACUCCAUGUUGUCAAACUGCUUGACAGCACAGCUGUAGACUCCACGUUGUCAAACUGCCUGACAGCACAGCUGUAGACUCCACGUUGUCAAACUGCCUGACAGCACAGCUGUAGACUCCACGCUGUCAAACUGCCUGACAGCACAGCUGUAGACUCCACGCUGUCAAACUGCCUGACAGCACAGCUGUAGACUCCACGUUGUCAAACUGCCUGACAGCACAGCUGUAGACUCCACGUUGUCAAACUGCUUGACAGCACAGCUGUAGACUCCACGCUGUCAAACUGCCUGACAGCACAGCUGUAGACUCCAUGUUGUCAAACUGCCUGACAGCACAGCUGUAGACUCCACGUUGUCAAACUGCCUGACAGCACAGCUGUAGACUCCAUGUUGUCAAACUGCCUGACAGCACAGCUGUAGACUCCAUGUUGUCAAACUGCCUGACAGCACAGCUGUAGACUCCACGUUGUCAAACUGCCUGACAGCAUACAGUACAGUAGGCCACUGCUGAUGCCUUGUGUAUUAAUGCUGAUUCUCUGUGCUGCCAAAUGUUUCUGAUCCAUGUGAAAUCUGAAAAAUGUUUCACAUACAUUGUGUUUAUAACCUUAACGUAUUCGAACACUGUUAAGAAGCAAAUGUACUUUAAAACUUGUAUUAGGAAAAAACACAUUCCCGAAAUGUCUAGGGCAAAAUGUAUUAAAUGGGAGAAAAUGUAUGUAAUUAAAGAGGGAUAUAUGGGAGAUGGAGAGAGAGAGAGUGCAUAUAGAGCCUAUAAGAGUUUGCCAACUAUGCCACAGUAUAAUAACAACACAGUAUCCAGAUUUGUUUUCAGAGGGAGAUUGUAAAAUGAGUAUUUGUGUUGUGAUUGUAAACAUAUAGACAGCUGAUCGCUGUCAGGCCCUCCUGUAUCUAUCAAUGUAUUUAGUGUUCCUGUACAUUCCAAUGCGCUCCUUCACAGGCCACCUGCCGCUAUAAUGUGUUAUUUAAAGCUGAAUGUGCGUCCGCAGAGAAAUAACUCCAUAGUAUGAGAUGUACUAUCAGAUAAGUCUAUUUUGUUACUGUCAUUGUUGCAGUUUUACUACCAUCUUGUGCUGCACCGCAGAAGGCAAACUGUUUACUGGAUCCUGUAUUUUUCCUACUUUGUAUAAUUUUGCCAAAUCAGAUAUUUAAUGAUAAUUGAAGUUGUAACAGUGAGUACACUACUAUUUGUUCCCUUCUAGUGACAUCGCUAAAUAUUUCACACAUUCUAAGCUUGACUGCAAAGCACUGUAUUUGUCAUUGUUUAAGCUGUGUAACAAUAAAGCUUUUUCAUGUGCUCUGGUA
Messenger RNA from Salvelinus fontinalis (brook trout), 9703 nucleotides. Its product is annotated as A-kinase anchor protein 11-like. The record is from RefSeq and is a predicted model, not a curated record. The coding region runs from base 143 to 5605 and encodes 1820 amino acids. Gene Ontology annotation, molecular function: protein kinase A binding. NCBI's taxonomy places the organism in Eukaryota, Metazoa, Chordata, Actinopteri, Salmoniformes, Salmonidae. Gene Ontology annotation, cellular component: cytoplasm. Gene Ontology annotation, biological process: intracellular protein localization. The transcript is spliced from 14 exons.